Molecule: messenger RNA, 352 nt
Organism: Staurois parvus
Lineage: Eukaryota; Metazoa; Chordata; Amphibia; Anura; Ranidae
Source: the annotation of a GenBank genome assembly
AUGAUACUUACCUUGCUGACUCCUGCUCCAGCCUGGGCUCGCUCCCUCCCUCUCCCAUCUACAGCCAGCAUACCUGGCUGCAGCAGCUACAGACACUUACCUGUCAGCUGUCUUCCUUCUCCGGCCGCUCCCUCGCUCGAUCUUCUUUGAUCUUCGUGCUGCUGCUUAGCUCCUCCUCCUCGCUGGUGAUUGGCCGCCUGUGUGCCUCUCCUGAGCUACAGUUCCAGCGGCCAAUCACUGGCGAGGAGGCGGAGCUGUUGAGUGAUCCCGGAGAUGUGGCCAGAUGACAGGGGCGGCAUGUCAUCCCGCACACACAUCGCGACGGAUAGAGGAGCGGUGUCUCGGUUCCUAA